CAGGACUAUCGCGGCUUCUGUGGUAAAGCCGCUCUGUUUCGUGAAGUUGCGUCAGCCAGCACCCACCUUGCGCCGCCGAGCAUACAACUGAUGGCGAGCGGCGCGUACACGAUCCGACUCUUAUCAUGUCAACGCUGCAGAGCGUAUCUAGGCUGGGAGAUUGUGCGAGCCCAUGAGGAGACGGAGCGCUGGAAAGAGGGUCGCGCACUGCUGGAACUUGAGUGCCUG
Molecule: messenger RNA, 228 nt
Organism: Heterobasidion irregulare TC 32-1
Lineage: Eukaryota; Fungi; Basidiomycota; Agaricomycetes; Russulales; Bondarzewiaceae
Exons: 2
Source: RefSeq, a predicted model, not a curated record